AUGGGGCUAAGAAUUGCCAGCCUCUUUAUGCUCUGGCUGGCUCUUUCCAACACAAAUGAAAUAAGAAAAGGAAGGACAAGAAAUCACGGACACUAUGUCUGCAGCACUUGGGGAAACAACCACUUCAAAACUUUUGAUGGAGACAUCUAUCAAUUUCCUGGCAUUUGCGAGUAUAAUUUUGUUUCCGACUGCCAAGAGACUUACAAGGAGUUCUCUGUCCACAUUCAGCGUGGUCUGAACAGCAAUAACCACCCUGAGAUCCAGUAUAUUCUAUUAACAAUCAAGGAUUUCACGGUGUACCUCCAACCAAAACUGACUGUGGUGGAUGGGCGGAUAGUCAAAACACCUUACUACAGCUCUGGUUUGCUUAUUGAGAGCAGUGACAUUUACACCAAGGUUUAUGCCAAGUUAGGCCUGAUUCUGAUAUGGAAUCAGGAAGAUGCACUGAUGGUGGAGCUGGACAGCAAGUUUAGCAAUCAGACAUGUGGUCUUUGCGGGGAUUACAAUGGAAUUCCAAUCUACAAUGAGUUUAUCAGUGGAAUUGCAAGCUACAAUGCAAUUACCUAUGGGAAUUUACAGAAGAUCAGCAAACCCAAUGACAAAUGUGAAGACCCCGAUGAAACUCUGGCUCUUCCAAGCUGUAAUGAGCAUCGUGAUGAGUGUGAGAGGCUGCUGACCUCCUCUGCAUUUGAUGACUGUCAGUCACGCCUUAAUUUGGAAAUGUACAUCCAAGCCUGCAUGCAGGACAAGUGUGCAUGUAAUAGAAAUGAGGACUCCUUCUGCCUCUGCAGCACCAUCUCGGAGUAUUCUCGUCAGUGUUCGCAUGCAGGUGGCCGGCCGGGUGAAUGGAGGACACAGUCCUUUUGCUCCAAGACCUGUCCUGGCAACAUGAUCUAUAGAGAAAGUGGCUCACCCUGCAUGGAUACUUGCUCACACUUGGAGAUCAGCAGCCUUUGUGAGGAGCACUACAUGGAUGGUUGUUUCUGCCCUGAAGGAACUGUGUAUGAUGAUAUUACUGAAAAAGGCUGCAUACCUGUUAGCCAGUGCCACUGCAGACUCCAUGGAAAGGGAUAUUCCCCUGGAGAAAGCAUUACCAAUGAAUGUGAAGAAUGCACCUGUGAUUCAGGCAGAUGGACAUGCAAAGAUUUACCCUGUCCAGGCACGUGUUCAGUGGAAGGAGGUUCCCAUAUUACUACCUUUGAUGGGAAGAAAUAUACCUUCCAUGGAGACUGUUACUAUGUGUUGGCCAAGGGUACUGUAAAUGAUACUCAUGCCCUCCUGGCAGAGCUGGCUCCUUGUGGCUCGACAGAUGGACAGACCUGUUUGAAGACUGUUGUGCUGUUAGUAGAUGCCAAAAAAAAUGUGGUGGUUUUCAAAUCAGAUGGCAGCGUGUUACUGAAUGAGAUGACAGUGAAUGUGCCUCAUGUAUCAGCCAGCUUCUCAGUUUUCAAGCCAUCUUCCUACUACCUCAUUGUACAAACUUCUUUUGGGCUUCAACUGCAGAUCCAGUUGUUUCCGAUCAUGCAGCUGUUUGUGACUGUUGAUCAAUCAGUCCAAGGAAAUCUUCAAGGUCUUUGUGGAAAUUUUAACGGAAUGGAAGGUGAUGACUUUAAAACAACCAGUGGGUUGGUAGAAGCUACAGGAUCUGCCUUUGCUAACACAUGGAAAGCUCAGUCUGUCUGUGCAGACCAGGCAGAAAGACUGGAAGAUCCCUGCAGUCUCAGCAUUGAAAGUGCAAAUUAUGCUGAGCAUUGGUGUUCUUUGCUGAAAAACUCAGAGGGCCCUUUUGCAAGAUGUCACUCAGUCAUUGAUCCUUCAGAAUACUAUAAGAGAUGUAAAUAUGACACCUGCCUCUGCAAGGACAAUGAAGAAUGCUUGUGUGCUGCCCUGUCCUCUUACUCAAGAGCCUGUGCUUUCAAAGGGAUCAUACUGGGAGGCUGGAGACAAGGCAUCUGCACUGGUGAACUGUCUACCUGCCCAGGAAAUCAAAUCUUCCUUUACAAUCUUACAAUGUGUCAGCAAACCUGUCGUUCCAUUGCUGAUGGUGAAAAGCACUGCUUGCAAGACUUUGCUCCUGUGGAUGGCUGUGGCUGCCCAGAUAAUACAUACUUGGAUAACCAGGAUACAUGUGUGCCUGUCUCCAAAUGCCCGUGUUAUUACAAGGGGUCAUACCUGGAACCAGGGGAAUAUGUCAGAAAAGAUGGAGAGCGUUGUGUUUGCCGAAAUGCAAAGGUCCAGUGUACUUCAGUGUUCAUGAGAAUGAAAAGUAUAACAGAAUGCCCUUCUAACAAAACGUACUUUGACUGCAACACCUCCCCGAACUGGUCUUCACAAACGCCUAUACAACUUCGCUGUGGUACUCCUCAAACCGAUCAUUACCAAGCAGAGUGUGUCUCAGGCUGUGUGUGUCCUGAAGGUUUGUUUGAUGAUGGCAGAGGGGGCUGCGUUAAGGAAGAAGACUGCCCAUGUUUUCAUAACAAUGAGUGGUAUAAUCAUGGACGGAGCAUAGCAGUGGACUGCAACACCUGUACCUGUCAGAAAGGAGUCUGGAGCUGCACUGAAACAACGUGCUAUGGGACUUGUAUGAUCUAUGGCAGUGGCCACUAUAUCACAUUUGAUGGAAAAUUCUAUGACUUUGAUGGGAGUUGUGAAUAUGUGGCUACUCAGGAUUACUGUGGUGACAAAAAUUCUGUCGGCUCGUUCAGUAUCAUCACAGAGAAUGUCCCUUGUGGAACUACAGGUGUCACUUGCUCAAAGGCUAUUAAAAUGUUUCUGGGGAAAACUGAGCUGAAGUUGGAGAACAAAGAUUAUAAAGAAAUUCAGCGAGAUGUUGGUGAUGAUGUGUAUUACUGGAACAAGACAGUAGGCCUCUACCUCGUUAUUGAGGCUAGCAAUGGUGUGAUGCUUAUCUGGGAUAAGAAGACCACAGUUUUCAUCAAGCUGACCCCUGAUUACAAAGGCAAAGUGUGCGGUCUGUGUGGCAACUUUGAUGACAAGUCUAACAAUGAUUUUACAACCAGGAGUGGGCUGCAGGAGACUAACGCUCUGACAUUUGGGAAUUCCUGGAAACAGUCUUCUAUGUGUCCAGAUGUCACAGAAGAGGUUAAGCCCUGUGAUUUGAAACCACAUCGCAAGUCCUGGGCAGAGAAAGAAUGCAGCCUCAUCCUGGGUGAAGUCUUCAAAAUUUGUCACUCCAAGGUGAACCCAACUCCUUUCUACGAUGCCUGUGUUCAUGACGCCUGCUCUUGUGACAGUGGUGGAGACUGCGAUUGCUUCUGUUCUGCAGUUGCUGCAUAUGCUCAAGAAUGUACCAAGGCUCAGGCCUGUGUUUUCUGGAGAACUCCUGACAUAUGCCCAAUAUUUUGUGACUACUAUAACCCUCGUGAUGUGUGUGAAUGGCACUAUGAGCCUUGUGGCAGCGAUGUCAUGACCUGCAGGAUGAUUAAUAAUGUCAGCACCAAUUUUUCAGUACCAUACCUGGAAGGUUGCUACCCCAGAUGCCCUGAGAAGACACCCAUUUAUAAUGAAGAGACAAAGGAAUGUGUGACUUCAGAUAAAUGUUGGUGUUAUGUCAAUGGUAGUCCUGUUCGCCCCGGCGAAGAAAUACCUACAGAAGACAACUGUACAAAAUGUGUCUGUGGCCCCUCAGGAUCCAUUGAUUGUACACCGAUCCCAGCAUGUCCUUGUGUCAUCAAUGGAACGAGAUACGAAGUGGGAGAGACUGUGGCAGUAAUAGAGGAUGGCGGCAUAUGCACUAUAUAUGUUUGUGCAGAAAAUAGUUCUGUAGUUCCUGCAAACACUACUUCUUGUCCAUGGACUACUCCACCUUCAACACCUACAAUACCUUCAACACCUACAAUACCUUCAACACCUUCGACACCUUCUUCAACUUCAACCAUUAUAACCAGCACUGGUACAGCUACAAUUACAACCAUAGUUACUACUUCAGGAACUACAACUCCAUGCCUUGGAUUCAUCUGUGAUUGGUCUCAGUGGUAUGAUGUUAGUAAACCUGAAGAAGGUGGUGGUGACUAUGAAACCUAUUAUGAAAUAAAUAAACAUGGACAUAAAAUAUGUGACCUUCCUGAAAACAUUGAAUGCAGGGCUAAAAAUCAGCCUGAUUUAAGCUUAGAGCAACUUGGCCAGAAAGUGGAGUGUAAUGUUACAUAUGGACUCAUCUGUAAAAAUGAGGAGCAAGACACAAGUAUCUGGCAUCUUUGCUAUAAUUAUGAAAUCAGAGUAAACUGUUGUGAGUGGCAGGAAAUUCCUUGUGAGACUCCAACUACAAGCCCAGUCACCAUCAGAACAACAAUACCCACAAGUACUGCAACCCUGCCGACAAAAUCAACUACCAGCCCACCAAUACCCACUCCAGCCACCAUAAGCCAAACCACGCCAUCAGUUACCAGCCCAGUAACUUCGGCCUCCACAGUACCAACCACUACUCCCACACCAACUCCAUCGGAGUCUUCCAGCAGUACAACCACCAGCAUGCCACCCUUGAGCACCACCAGCACCCUGGGGACAACGACAACAGUUCCUAGCACAUCAGUACCCACUCCAACAGUUACAAGCAUGGUCCCACCAACAAUAAGAACUCAAACCCAGCCGCCUCCAACUACACUACCAUCAAAUUAUUGUGACUGCAUAUGGACAGGCUGGUACGAUGUGAGUAAGCCAAACAAUUCCGAUGUAAACAGUGGGGACUACGAAACGUUUGAGAAUAUCAAGAACUACAGUGCAAACUGGGAAUGCCUGAAAGCUGAGAAUAUCUCAUGCAGAGCAACGGAUCAGCCGGACACACCACUUGCAGAUUUAGGGCAGAAAGUGGAAUGUAAUGUUGACACAGGCCUCAUCUGCAAUAAUAAAGAUCAGGUAAACAGUGAUACUAAAUACUGCCAUAAUUACGAGAUUAGCAUUUGCUGCAUCCAGAAAGAGGAGUGCAUACCAAGUACAGAAUACAGAACCAGUACGCCCACAACAGUGUACACAACAACAAGCACUGCUUCAACUACAACUCUGUUGACAACAACACGCCCGCCGGUCUCAACGACAGGUCCCAGCAGUACCACCAGUGGCACAACGUCCUCCGUCACCAGCACCCCGGGGACAACGCCUGUUACUCCUCCACCGACCCCGUCCCCGACUACCCUGACUACUACCAGCGCAUCCACUCCCACACCAACACACACCACCUCCCUGUCACCUCCGUCCUCAACAAGCCAAGGAACUACUUCUCAUGUUAUCACGACUGUAACAGCGUCAAGUAGCACUGAGGAAACUAGCACCGGGACUGGCUUUCCUUCGACAUCGUCACCUACCAUUCCUUUUAGCACGCCAACCCAGGGAUCAUCUUCCCCAUUGUCAACUCCAUCUAUCAGUACUUCAACUUCUGUAUCAACAACCCCAUCAGAAGUCACUACUUCAGGAACAACUCCCACCACAUCUUUUACCACUACUUCAGGAACAACCUCUACUCCUUUUACCAAUGUCACUUCAAACACCAUUACCACGUCUGCAAUUUUUCCCCCUGGUUCAACUAGUACUUCUGGCACUACUCCAACAUCAAGUGCAGUCACUGUUCCCGGAAGUUCCACCUACAGCACAGUUACCACACUCAGUACUUCAAGUUCAACUCCCAGACCUGGGUCAAAUUGUACCAUUUCACCUAAUGAAACAUAUGCGCCAGGUGAGUCGUGGUGGCCGUGUAACUGCACUAUGGCAGUAUGUGUAGAAAAUAAUACAGUCCAGCUGUUUCCAGUCAUCUGUGAGCCACCUCCUAAACCCACAUGUGCCAAUGGUCUUGCUCCUGUGCAAGUCCUUGAUGACGAUCAAUGCUGUUGGCAUUGGGAGUGUGAUUGCUACUGCACUGGCUGGGGAGACCCACACUACAUGACUUUUGAUGGAUUGUACUACAGCUAUCAAGGGAAUUGCACAUAUGUUCUUGUGGAAGAGAUUAAUAAAACAGUCGACAACUUUGGUGUCUACAUUGAUAACUACCAUUGUGAUGCACGAGAUGUAGUCUCAUGUCCACGAACGCUCAUUGUGAGACAUGAGACUCAGGAAGUGCGCAUAGCAACAGUACAACUAAAUACCCUACAAGUAGAGGUGACUGUAAACAAACAGACAGUGGCUUUGCCUUAUAAAAAAUUUGGAGUGAGCAUCUAUGAGUCAGGCAUAAAUCGUGUAGUGGAAAUUCCUGAGCUUAAAAUGAAUGUGUCCUACAAUGGCUUGUCCUUUUCUAUCAGAAUGCCCUACAGCCUGUUUGGAAAUAACACUCAAGGACAGUGUGGUACUUGCAAUAACAACACAGCAGAUGACUGCAGGUUACCGAAUGGAAACAUUGCAGAAAACUGUGAAACCAUGGCAGAUCAUUGGCAAGUUGUUGAUCCCUCCAAACCACAAUGCUCUCCAGGCCUAAUUCCUACAAAAUCACCUGGCACAACCACAGGACAGCCUUGCAAAGAAUCUUCCAUCUGCAAGCUUAUUUUGGGAAGUGUGUUCAAGAAGUGCCAUGCAGUUGUAAACCCUGAUAGGUUCUAUGCAGCCUGUGUUUUUGAUAGUUGUGCACUUCCCAGCUUAGACCUGGAAUGCUCAAGUCUGCAGAUCUAUGCUGCCAUCUGUGCUGAUCAAAAUGUCUGCAUUGACUGGAGAAGUCAUACAAAUGGUGUUUGCUCUUAUGAAUGUCCCAAACAUAAAGAAUAUAGAGCAUGUGGUCCUAGUAAAGAGAUAACCUGCAAAUCAAGUCAGCAGAAUGAAACCGCAGUUAAACAAGUGGAAGGCUGUUUCUGUCCUAAUGGUACAAUGCUGUAUGACUCUGGUGUGGACGUCUGUGUAAACACCUGCGGCUGUGUUGGAUUGGAUAUGGUACCAAGAGAGUUUGGGGAAAGGUUUACAGCAGACUGUCAGGACUGUAUUUGCCUGGAAGGUGGAAGUGGCAUUGUAUGUGAGCCUCACAAAUGUCCCAGUCAAAAUAAGCAGAGUUGUAACGGAAACGGCUUCUAUGAAGUCAAUGAAGUCAAUCCUGAAGACUCCUGUUGCCCCAUUGUCACCUGCAAAUGCAAUACAAGCUUGUGCACAACUGAACCCCCCAAGUGUACACUGGGAUUUGAAGUUUAUUCUCAUAUUCCCAGUGAUCAGUGCUGUCCUGUGUACGAGUGUGUUCCCAAGAGGGUUUGUGUACAUCAGAAUGCUGAGUUCUUGCCUAAUUCCUCAGUCUUUGUUGAUAAGUGUCAGAAUUGCUUCUGCACUAACGAAGUUAAUAUCAGCACUCAACUGAAUGUCAUCUCCUGUGAACACGUUCCAUGUGACACAUAUUGUGAACCUGGAUAUGAACGACAAUCAGUGAAAGGUGAAUGUUGUGGAAAAUGUGUGCAGACUAAGUGUAUUAUACAUGCAUCACACAGUUCCAACCUCAUAUUGAGUCCUGGAGAGUUUGUAAAAGAUCCUUAUGACAACUGCACCAUUUACAGCUGUACAAGUCUCCACAACCAGCUUAUCUCUUCCACAUCUGAAAUUACCUGUCCAGCGUUUAAUGAGGAGAGCUGCAAACCUGGAACUAUUACAUUCUUACCUAACGGUUGUUGCAAAACCUGUAUACCUCUGGAUAGUCCCACACCAUGCUCUGUCCGUGAAAGAGAAGACUUUAUUGUCUAUAAGAACUGCCGUUCUGUGGAGAGAGUUGUCAUGACUGAAUGUGAAGGAACAUGUGGAACUUUCUCCCUAUACUCUGUUGAGGCCAAUUCUUUGGAGCACAGCUGUUCCUGCUGCAGGGAAGCAAAAACUAGCACAAGGGAAGUGGAACUGAAAUGCCCCUCUGGGAGCUCAAUUCAACAUAAGUAUGUAUAUGUGGAAAGCUGCAGCUGCCAGGACACUCAUUGCAACAUCCCACAAUCCAGUGAGCCUCUGAGCAUAGAAGAAAGUCACGAGAGCACUCCGACUGCAUCGGAAGGGCCAUCAGUUUAACAACAAAAUGAAGGCGAAGAAACCUAACUGCAUUCAAAGGGACUAUGCACUGCUCUCAUCUUCCUUGACUACUUUUAAACUUUGCCUUUCCCAGUUACUGUAUUCUAUGUGUUCUCUGACUAUUUUUAACAGUGCUCUAUUUAUUUGUGUACAAAAGUACAGUGAACUUUCUCCUAAGUGCAUAGCCCUCUGAAUUGUUUUAUAAUCAACUU
Messenger RNA from Oxyura jamaicensis (ruddy duck), 8177 nucleotides. It is a transcript of the gene MUC2, whose product is annotated as mucin 2, oligomeric mucus/gel-forming. The transcript has 50 exons. Bases 1 to 7965 code for a protein of 2654 amino acids. Gene Ontology annotation, molecular function: protein binding. NCBI's taxonomy places the organism in Eukaryota, Metazoa, Chordata, Aves, Anseriformes, Anatidae. Gene Ontology annotation, cellular component: extracellular matrix. The record is from RefSeq and is a predicted model, not a curated record.